This is a messenger RNA of Penicillium macrosclerotiorum, 1554 nucleotides long. RefSeq names its product ASCC2 family CUE domain-containing protein. The record is from RefSeq and is a predicted model, not a curated record. Lineage: Eukaryota; Fungi; Ascomycota; Eurotiomycetes; Eurotiales; Aspergillaceae. Gene Ontology annotation, molecular function: ubiquitin binding. The coding region runs from base 1 to 1554 and encodes 517 amino acids. The transcript has a single exon.
AUGCCACCUUGCGGACAGGUCCUCAUGGCCGGCUCCGACUAUUUGGACACUUUAUCCGAAGCAUAUCAAGCACGGCGGUCCAUAGAGGAGUUAUCCAGGAUUCUGGUUGCCAAUGUUUAUGUUGGACUCGUUUCAUUACUGAAGGAUUCCAAUACCAACCUCUCCUUAUUGCUGGAUCAGCUGUUCAGCCUCAAAGCUGCCGCCACAGGAGUCGGAAAUUCCAAGAAGAAGAGGGAGGCGACCUUGCUCUCUGAUCUAGUCUGCAGCUCCGAUAUUCUGCAACGAUUGGAGAAUUAUCUUACCAGCAAUCCCCAAAAACGAGGAGAAGAUCUCUUAGCUAGCCUGCGGGCCUAUCAGAUCGAAUCCAAGCCACUUCACCAUCGGUAUCAACGACGGAGAAAAGCCGCCAAAGGCAAGGAGCCUACAACAGGGCUUAUUGUCUCAGCAGAGCUUCACGCGCACAAAAUGUCGCUCGUUUCACAAGUUCAGGACCUAUUUCCUGAUCUGGGAUCUGGUUUUGUUGUUAGGCUACUUGAUGUCUAUAGCGAUAACCCGGAGACAGUGGUAGCUCAUCUCCUGGAUGAUUCUCUCCCUCCAGAGCUUCAGUCUCUAGAUCGGUCUGAACAACUUCCCCCACAAAAGGAGCCCCAUAGCCAUAUGAUCCCUGGAACCACGCCCCCAAGAACGGCCUCGCCGCCACCAGCAGCAGAGCUUAUGCCAGCUCGAAGAAAUGUUUUCGACGACGAUGUCGACAUUGCUGAGCUAAGCCGCUCUGAUGCUGCUAAAGGCAAGUUGCGAUUCGGCCGUGCUGAUCCUGAUCUCACUGCAGACGCUGUUCUCGCCGAUCGCAGUCAACAUGCCACCAACAAGGCAGCCAUCCUAUCUGCCCUGGCAACAUUUGACUCGGAUGAUGAUGAGCGCGACGACACGUACGACAUUGCCGAUGUGGGCGGGACAGUCGACUCCACUACGGCAGGUACUGACGCUGACGCUGAUGGCGACGCACAAAAUCGACGGAUUGGUGGUGAACAACUUGACAUGCUUCUCUUCCGCGCGUAUAAGUCCAAUCCGGCUAAUUUCGCCCGGGAUUCUACGACCCGCCGCUCACAGCCACGGGCAUCACUCAAGCGCGAGACCAACAUGACGGAUGAGGCGAUCGAGGGUUGGGCUGUGAUGCUCUCACGAGACUCCAGGCGUCUUGCUAAGCUGGAAGAUAAGCUUGCCGUUGAUGCUGUUGGGGCCGGUAGCGGUAUGCUUAACCAGCCGGAACUUGCCCCGACAUCGUAUCGGAAGCCGCAGCAUGGAGAUGAAUCUGAUGACGGCGAGUCAUCUGGAACCCCUGCUGGUCGUGGUGGAAGAGGGGGAAGAGGUGGGAGCGGCCGUGGACGUGGAGGACGAGGUGGUCGGGGAGGGGGUCGCCCACCUCAGUCUGGAGAACAGAACAAUGCAAUCGCCAAUCAACGAAAAGAGCAGAAUAAGGCUAGCCGUGCAAAUCAUAAUCGUCGACAGCAGCGAGCAAAGAAGAUUGCGCGAGGAGGUGGAUUACCGGGCUAA